Molecule: messenger RNA, 1534 nt
Organism: Rana temporaria (common frog)
Lineage: Eukaryota; Metazoa; Chordata; Amphibia; Anura; Ranidae
Gene: CEP43
Product: centrosomal protein 43
Exons: 1
Coding region: 124-1332 (402 amino acids)
Biological process (GO): microtubule anchoring
Cellular component (GO): centrosome
Molecular function (GO): protein binding; calcium ion binding
Source: RefSeq, a predicted model, not a curated record
GACAUCAGCACGCAGGCGUGCACCAGGACACGCCCUCCCGGCAGUUUAGCAUUCGGCCGUCUCCCAGACGACGAGCGGGUAAACUUCUUCCUGUCACGGACUUGUGUUACAAACCGUCCGAGAAUGUCUGCGGCCGACGAGGACACCGAGCUGAGGGAUCUGCUGAUCAAUACUCUGGAGAACAACGGCGUGCUGAACAAGAUCAAAGCGGAGCUGCGAGCCUCGGUCUUUAUGGCUCUGGAGGAGCAGGAGCGGGCGGAGAACAAGCCGGCACUGGUCAAUGAGAGGCUCCGGCAGUUCCUGAACAGCAGAGAGGGCCGCCUGGUCGCCGGCCUAGUCACUGACUUCCUGCAGCACUUCCACCUGGACUUCACCCUGGCCGUUCUCCAGCCUGAAGCCAACCUGCCCAGCACACCUAACAAUCGGGCUGAGGUGGCAGGAGAGCUGGGCCUGCCUGAGGCCGAGAAGGGAGGCCCAUUACUCCUAGAGCUGAUCAGGAGUUUCCAGGGUAGACAGAACGGGCUGCCAGAGCAGGAGCUGCCCCCUGGACACCUGGCAGAGGUACAGGCCAAGUUUGAGUUGUAUGAUAGGGACAAGAAAGGGGAGAUAAGCAGAGAGAAGCUGAGGGAACUAUUCGGGGAGCUCUUCCCUCACUCCAACAGGGACAUGCUGGACAGGUACGUCAGCGAAGAGUAUAAACAUUGCCUAGACCUGCAUGACUUCCUGGCCAUGUACAGGCGUCUGUUCAUCAGGUGUAAGCCUGUGGAGGUUUCUGAGAUCACCUACCCCUCCUCCACCAAAGUGCACCCCCAUAUCCGGACAGACAACUCUUCCUUCCUUGACAACCACCUUCUGAAGCCACAACCCACAGCAGAUAAGCUCCAGCUACAAGAAAGUGAGGGCCUCAAACUGGAUGAAGAUGACCUGGAGGCUGAUUCUUUCUAUGAUGAGCCCCUUCCUAAACCAGAGAAGACCUAUGGUUGGAAAGAGGAGAGCAGCAAGCCUCACCAGAGUCUUUCAGCCCUCCUUAAUUCUCAGUCUCACAAAUCCGAGGCCAGCUCCCGUUCUGAGGGGCACAAGGACCUCAGAUCGGCUUCUGACAAGAUGGCUUCCCUUGAAUUGGGUGCGGGUAAUGAGGAUGAUUACGCCGAUGACUUUAACAGCACUAGUCAGCGCUCGGAUAAAAGCGAGCUCAGCAUUGGUGAGGAUCUAGAAGAAGAUGACUUGUCUGUUGACCUCACUGGCAGUGACAAUAAACUAGAGGACUUCACCUUAGACCAUUCUAUAUCUCGUAUAAGUGAUGUUGCCGAUUACCUGGAAGAGGUUUCAUGACGAAUGUACUCUUUUCUGCAUUUAUCUCAAACUUUUUUUAUUUUUUCGCUGCAUCAGACUGAACAUUUAGGAAUAUGAACAAUAAUCUGUACAUCUAUGUAGUUUUAAGGUCGAUUCUAUAGAAUUUUUCAUAAAGAGCUAUGUGAAAGACUGUAGAUGGUUAUAAAAAUGAAUAUGAAAUAAAAGGGAAACCUUAAAGGUA